Blepharisma stoltei is the source of this 375-nucleotide messenger RNA. The record is from the annotation of a GenBank genome assembly. Lineage: Eukaryota; Ciliophora; Heterotrichea; Heterotrichida; Blepharismidae.
AUGGAAAUCAGAAUUUCCGCUGCAAAACAAUUGUCAGAUGAAAAAGGCAAACCCUACACUGCUUAUUCUCUUAUAGUUAUAUAUAACGGAUGGGAAAAUACAGUUGAUCACAGAUAUUCUGAGUUUUUAGAGCUUCACAGAGUCAUGAAACUCAUGAGGAGAGUGUUUAAUAGUCCACUCCCUCAUUUUCCUGGCCAAAAGUUGCUAAAAGCGAUUUUCCAUAACUUAUCACAAGAAGAUAUUGAAAAUCGGAGGAGAAAGCUGGAGGAUUAUAUGAAUGAAUUAAUUAUGACUGAUUGUGCCCAUCAUAGCCAAUAUUUUACUGAGUUUUUGGGAAUGCCUCAAAGUGUAAAAGAACAAUGGAUGUCAGAAUAA